Molecule: messenger RNA, 1108 nt
Organism: Chenopodium quinoa (quinoa)
Lineage: Eukaryota; Viridiplantae; Streptophyta; Magnoliopsida; Caryophyllales; Amaranthaceae
Product: protein ELF4-LIKE 4-like
Exons: 2
Coding region: 425-769 (114 amino acids)
Biological process (GO): positive regulation of circadian rhythm; entrainment of circadian clock
Source: RefSeq, a predicted model, not a curated record
UCCCACAUAUAUCAAAAAUAAAAUUGUUUUAUUGAUGUGAGCAAGGUUAUGGGAAUGUAAUCUCUGUUUUUUGGAGUAUAUUUAAAUAAAGUAAUUUUUAAUGUUUUUGGCAGCAUGCGUUUAAUACUAAAGGGGGUGUCGUUUUAAGGAGAGAGAAUAGUGCUCAUAUUACAUGUGCUUGUAGGAUCUAACAAUUGGGCUGAAGCUGAACACAUAAAAAACACAAGCCAAACCAGAAACAGCCAAAGGGCCUCCUUCCUCCUCCUUCCUUUUUGAGGAAUUUCAAGAUCAAUUUCACAGCAAUUGAAGAUCAUUACUUUCAUAUUCAAUCUUUUUCCCCGGAAAUCAAACUUAAUCAUUCACCAGUUGGGAGAAGGACAAGUGAAUUUGUUGCUGUGGAUUGGGAAAGUGUUGGAUUCUAAAAAUGGAAGGAGACACAUUUUCAGGGCUAGGAAAUGGUACACAGGUAGACAGUAAGGUAUUACAGACAUUUCAGAAGAGUUUUGUGCAAGUUCAGAGCAUAUUGGAUCAGAACAGAUUGCUAAUCAAUGAGAUCAACCAAAAUCAUGAGUCAAGGAUUCCUGAUAACCUUUCCAGGAAUGUGGGCCUAAUAAGGGAGCUUAACAAUAAUAUAAGGAGGGUUGUUGACCUUUAUUCUGAUCUUUCUCAUUCCCUAACUAGAUCCAUGGAAGCUUCAUCGGAAGGUGAUUCCAGCGGUGUUCUAAAAUCCGACGCCAAAGCUACUCACAAGAGAAAUCGGCCUGGUUAGCUCGCUCCUCGAAUCAACUCGACUUUGUCAUUAUUAGAUGUUUUUAAUUCUUUAUCUUUGGUGGGCAUUGAGCUAAAUGCAUAUAUCUAUAUAGUAUGUAUGUGCAUUGAGGUAGAGGAAAAUGAUUUAGAGUUUUUCUGUAACUCUUCUUGUAUCCGGAUACUUCUUUCUGAUAGUUACCUCCCCUCUUUUUUCUGAUGAACAAAAAAUGAUUAAAAAAAAAAAAUCUCAUAAAUAACUCUUCAUAGUCUCAAUGGAUUUGUAACUUCUUUGUUACUCUGAAUCCAGUUGAAAAUCAAUCAUGCUUCUUAAUUUCAGCCCUCAAGAUAAUUUUUCUUC